AUGGCGCCAACUAGGCGAAGCACAAAGCCGGAUGCGACUCCGACUAGCAAAACGGAAGAGAAAGCUGCGGAAGCGAAUGCUGCUGUGAUUGCAGAGGAGGAGGAGGAGGAGGAGGCCGCAGCCGAGGUCGUCGAGUCCACGGAGGGCAAGCUUCCCUUUGCGGUGCAGUUCCCCUUGAUCAUCGCGCUGAACUUUGCCUUAUCUAGCCUUGGUCGCAUGGUUAUUUCGCAGGUGUCAAACGGGGAACUGGAGUUGUUGACCCGAACCCAGGAUACACGGGGAGAGGUAGCACUCGUGGCGGGAUGGAGAAUGUUCGAGUUGGCAGUGGGAUGGUUUGGCAAGCUGGAUAGUCUCGAAGCAGGCGCUGCGAGUAUUCUGGCUCACGGUCCAACGUUCUAUUUGCUCGCGGCGUUCUACAACCUCACUCCUACGACGGCGUUGUCCGCAUUGGCCGUUGAUGUGCUCUCUGUCGCGCUGCCAUUCUACCUAGUCCGCCCUCUGUCUUCAACCUAUGGGUCGCCGACGAGAGCGGAUCGCGACGUUUUAGAUAUUCCCAUGCAGCUACUGACCACCAUUCUAUCUACGGGUAUCUACACCGUCACGCUCGUUCUGUCACUACGUUUCUUGAUGCCUCGAAUUCUCGUCGUUUACUUCAGCGGCCUCCCCAGCCUCGAGCCCGCCUACUCUGCUUCGUAUACAGACGUUCUCCCCGUUACCGUUUUGUUCGGCCUUGCAGCCAGCACGUUCAUCUUUGCACCGUUUGCCAAGACCGGCAAGGCCGAGGAAGAUGCCAAGAUUGAGCAGUUCGAUCCUGUGAGCGCAUCGCUUGGCCAGACUGUUUGCUGGAACUUUUGGGGAUACACGGCCAAAACCAAAGUCGUUAUUCGACGAACGGCGGCUGCUGUGCUUUUGUCAACUGUUGGCACUUAUCUCGCUUGCACCAAGACCAUGUACGGCAUUGAAUCGACUGGUGCUGCUGCGUAUGCCAGUCUUUGGGCUGUAGCUGCGUUGUUUGCCGGCGUUGGACUGGGUCUUGUAGGCGGCGACUAG
Molecule: messenger RNA, 1050 nt
Organism: Metarhizium brunneum ARSEF 3297
Lineage: Eukaryota; Fungi; Ascomycota; Sordariomycetes; Hypocreales; Clavicipitaceae
Source: RefSeq, a predicted model, not a curated record